This is a messenger RNA of Penicillium antarcticum, 1395 nucleotides long. RefSeq lists its product as uncharacterized. The transcript has 5 exons. NCBI's taxonomy places the organism in Eukaryota, Fungi, Ascomycota, Eurotiomycetes, Eurotiales, Aspergillaceae. Gene Ontology annotation, cellular component: Fanconi anaemia nuclear complex; FANCM-MHF complex. Gene Ontology annotation, molecular function: chromatin binding; protein heterodimerization activity. The record is from RefSeq and is a predicted model, not a curated record. The coding region runs from base 1 to 1395 and encodes 464 amino acids. Gene Ontology annotation, biological process: resolution of meiotic recombination intermediates; replication fork processing.
AUGGCUAACACCGCUACCCCAAACGCGCGUCGGCGCAUCUCACCUGGGAUCAGUACACCAUCGGGAGAUACAACACUGACAAGACUUCAACGACUUCCCAGUCAUACGCGCUACCCCCUGACACCAAGUCGACUUGUCACCGCAGCCACUCCAUCCGCCCAACGAUCAGCCUCUCGAUUCACACCGCGUGCCCGAGGCGUGGGUGCACCUGCAACGCCAUACGGACUUCGCGCUAUACAACAGCGCGCCGCCAAUACACCUGGUCGGGAUCGACGACGAAGUGGUAGAAUGCAGCGAGAGACUACUUUUGAUAUUCUCCGGAAUUUAGGAAGAGCGCUGGCUCCUACUUCCAAAGUCAUCAAGUCCUCGCCCCAGGAGAAGCCGGAGCCGGUUGAAGAGCCCAAAGACGAAUUUGAAGAACUAGACAACGAACCGGAAAUUGAGCGGCCGAGGUUGUCGCUACCUAUCCAGGAGAGCGAAGAAGAAGAUGACGACGCAAGCCCUGAAAUGCGCCCACCUCGGAUGUCACUUGCUCUCGGAGAAGAGGACAUGGAUAUUACAUAUCGGUCCGUCGAGUAUCCUCGGGAUGCGAGCAUUAGAGAUCGGGAUCGCCUAUCAAUGAUGAGCCGAGUGACUGGCAGGAUCAGUGAGGAUUUCGGAGAGACAAGAUAUGACAGUGAUGAUGCAGAUGAAACCGGCAUCAUUGGCGAGGAAGACGGAGAGGAUACGAUGAUGAGCGGGGGAGAAUUUGAUAGAGGGGGAGAGACGGAAGACCUGGGUCGAUUCCACUUUGAUCUCAACUUUCCAUCUCCUGUUGCUGCUCCGCUUGAGGAACCGACUGAUGAAAACGUCAAUGAUUUUGAUGACUUCCAGCUGUCCGCCGCAGAUAUCCAGCCACUUGACACAGUUGAGGCACCAUCAGAUGAUGACGAUUUCGGUGGUGAUUUCGGUUUUGGACUUGACCUUGCACCCCCAGCAUCUCCCAGCGCAAGCCCUGGAAUUGUCGGAGGUGGAUUGCGAGACGAAAACGUACCCACCAAGACCAAGGAAAAGAAGAUGUCACGACACGGAAUUCCUGUGCCAAACUUGCCUGCAGGCGUGGUCAAAAAACUGGCCACUCGCUUUGCGCACUCGAAGGGAGGCUCAAAGACGAAAAUCAACAAGGAUGCACUGGCCGCAAUCGAGCAAGCAUCCGCAUGGUACUUUGAACAAGCAAGCCAAGACUUGGCCGCUUAUUCAAAGCAUGCAGGACGGAAGACCAUUGACGAGAGUGAUGUCACGGCAUUAUUGCGGAGACAACGCCAUAUCAACAGCUCAACGACCGUGUUUUCCCUUGCCCAGAAACAUCUCCCCAAAGAGCUCCAGCAAGACAUGAGAUUGGCUAUGCCACCAUGA